Messenger RNA from Rotaria sp. Silwood1, 633 nucleotides. Lineage: Eukaryota; Metazoa; Rotifera; Eurotatoria; Philodinida; Philodinidae. The record is from the annotation of a GenBank genome assembly.
AUGGGUAAUUAUGCAGCAGCUCUUAAAGCUGUUCAAAAUGCUUUUCAAAUUCAACGACAAGCAUUUCAAGAAGGUAAUCCAGAUUAUGCCUUUACUUACAAUCGCUUAGGAAGAGUUUAUCGUGGUAUGAAAGAUUAUUCAAAGGCACUUGAGUAUUUUGAAAGAGCUCUUGCACUACGUCAGCAAACAUUACCUGAAACACAUCCUAAUCGGGCUAUUACAUACGCAGAUAUUGGUGAUAUUCAUCGAUUGAUGGGUAAUUAUGAAUUGGCACUUUCAUUUCAACGGAAAGCGUUAAAUAUUCAAGAAAAUGUUCAAUGUAGUCCUCUGGAUCGUGCAACGACAUAUAUGAAUUUAGGUGAAACUUAUCGAGAAAUGAAAGAUUAUUCAACAGCCUUGACAUAUUUUCAGAAAGCAUUACAAAUAUAUGAAAAUAAACUGCCAAAAAAUCAUCCUGAUUUGGCUCUAAUCUAUCAUAGUUUAGCGAAAUUAUAUUUAGCUACUCAACAAAAUAGUAUGGCAAUAAAAAAUGUUCAACAAGCAAUAGAAAUCAGUGAAGAGAAAUUGUCUUCAAAUCAUCCUAAUCUCUUGGACUAUAAAAACACAUUUGAAAAAAUUCGAGGAAAAUUGUAA